GGGGGAAGCAGACCAGUCAACCCUCUGGCAGAGAUAACGGUGCAGGAAAUAGCCCGGCGAGCAGCACGCUGCUGGGCUGCCUAUAUCGUCUAACUGGGGAUUUUGAUAGAGAAGUGGAUGCCUCUAUGAUACAGCUAAUUCUACAGCGGAGUAUACGGUGUUUACUGUGCACAAGAGGCGCACCAUGGCCGAGCCAAACCGCCCCCAGAGGAAGAUGUCCACUGCUGGGGAGAGUCUGUACAAGGUGCUAGGUCUGGAGAAAGGAGCCUCAGCCGAGGACAUCAAGAAGGCAUAUAGGAAGCUAGCGUUAAAAUAUCACCCAGAUAAAAACCCAGACAACCCGGAGGCAGCAGAGAAGUUUAAGGAGAUCAACAAUGCCAAUUCCAUCCUCAAUGAUGAGACCAAGAGGAAGAUCUACGAUGAGUAUGGCUCCAUGGGCCUCUAUGUGUCUGAACAGUUCGGAGAGGAGAGCGUCAAAUACUACUUCCUUAUGUCCAAAUGGUGGUUUAAGAGCCUGGCAGUGUGCUGUACAUUGUUCACCUGCUGUUGCUGUUGCUGCUGCUGCUGUUUCUGCUGUGGGAAGUGCAAGCCACCUGACGAUGAUGAAAACUACCAGUACGUCAACCCUGAAGACCUUGAGGCCCAGAUCAAAGCUGAGCAGGAUGGAGGUAACACAGUAAUCAUAGUUCAGCCCACAUCCACUCCGGGUUCAGAGGGCCCAGAGAGCCAGCCUGGGGCGCAGACCCAGCCUAUCCCCCUGCCCAUGCCCAUGUCCAUGCCUACACCUGAGCCACAGGCCCAGGCCCAGUCACCGACCUCAACCAGUCCAGUCGGGGAAGAAAACCCCGGAGAGAUGCUACCGGAGUCAAAAUGACUCGAAAGUGACAGUGUGGACGAGCCUCAGCUUGCGGGGGCAGGCAUUCGAGGCCCUGUCGUGAUCCAGCCGCAUUCAACCGCUGCUAGCACCCCAGAGACUGACCAGGCCAAAGCCAGCCGGCCCACCCCGACACCCCAGCCCUGACCCACACCCUGUCCUACCCCGUCACCCCACGGGGCAACACCUAACCCUAAGGUGGGGACCGGGCUCAUAGUCCCGUCCAUGGAGCUCAAAUUAUGGAGGUCUCUUCACAGGAAUUAACCAGCUACCAGUCUAUGGCAGGUGGGUUAAUGUCCAUAAUCCAACACUGAAGGCUCCUUCCAUUUUCCUACCAGCUAGCUCACAAAAUCAGGCCAGGCUAGCUACCCGUUGUUUCUCUAUGGAGUCCCCUCCCACCCUCCAGAUUUUCAGUCAACCCAGCCCAGGCUCGCUGUGACCUGGCUGAUGGUCCACUCAUCCAGGGCUCGGCUCGGCAUCAGUCAUCCAAUGCCAGGACUUCCUACCAUCCUGUUCCAGUUUUCCCAUUCCACCCAGUAAGGACGUGACACUGGGCUAACAGGGAGACAGACACAGCAGAGGCAUUUGGAGACACAAAACCUUCCAAGAACAUCUGCUUAUCUGCAGUCUGGACCAGGGCUGGAAUUAUGUUUUACUGGCUCUUUGUUUGUUUGUAAUCUCUCCCUCUACUUGAGACUGUAUGUUAGCGGCCAGCAGGUAGUGUGUGUGGGACUGUUGGUCCAACCUCAGUCUGAUUCAGAGUGUGUCGUCACUGCUAACAGUCUGAGCCAGAACCUGGAGCUGAGUUUGACAGCAUGAAUCAGGAGCAAAGACAAGGCUUCCUUCCCCGAUGUGCAUGACUUAACUGCCCGGAUGCAUGUCUGGGUGCUACUGUACAGCAUGGGAAAACAACAUACACACACACACACACACACAGAUGGACUGCCUACCUCUACAAACGUGCAGACACUGGUUACAGACAGAGCGUACACACACACACACACACACACACACACUCUUUCUUUCACACCAGCCCCUCAUGCCCAUCUUGUGCCAUCCUGCGCUGAAGAAGCCCCCAGAAUAAACUAUUGACUUAACAGACAAUGACUGACGCCACACCAGUGAAGCCUGUGGAAGAAAAAGAACAUUGAACUUGUUUUUAACAAGACAAUGAUGUAUAGGUCAUUCUUUGUCAAGUUUGUAUUACUGCAUUAUUUAUUUGUUCCAGUCAGUUGUUUUGUCAGACCAAAGCCAACACCGCCAAACCCGCCAUGAGUCCAGUCAGGAUCAUCUCUCCACUCCCAGAAAGACCUGCAUUUCAAUCAAAAUGCCAUUUGCUCACUGAUUUAUUUGUCAUGGGUCUGUGUACAAUAUGCACUUGGUCUAUGCACUUUGUGAAGCUGACAAGGGGGUCUGAAGCAGGUCAUUUUCCAAGGCCAUUUUUUAGUUUAGUUUUGUUUUUGUUUUGUUUUGUUUUGUUUUUUUACUUCUUGGGCCAAGCAGUAGUUCUUUUAUUCAGUCUCUUAGAAUGUCUGCUUCCUUUUUCCAAGAUAGGAUUCAGUCUGAACUACAUAAAUAACAUAUAAACUCAGGCCCAGAUUCACUAAGACAGUAUUGUGAAGGAAGUCUGCUCAUUUCCUUCACCCUGAGUUGCUUGACCUAUGAGUGCUGAGUUUCUUUCUUAUUCACUGAGAAAUGUAUGCAAAUCACACAUUUGUUCAUACCACCCCUGGAAAAGAACACAACACAAGCAAAUAGUCCUCUUCCUCACCAAGUGCAAAAGUAAAAGUCUGUUUCAGCUGUAAGACCAGUCCACCAAAAUGGACCUCUUUGCACUAUUAUCUGGUCUUAUCUACAGUCACUUUCACACCUUUAAUCCAACUGAAUCAAACCCCCUUGGUGCAUUCACCCCAAGUGGUUGUUUGGAUCAUUGAGAACGCCCUAACAAAACCCUGCUGUAUACCAAAUUUUCUAACCAGAGUUCACUUGAAAGAAGCGGUCUCUGGUCAGUUUCAAGCUAAGUCUGCAGCGUGUUAUUUGAAGUGAGAAAGGUAGCCACACCAGUGCUGCCAACUGUGGGAUGAGAAAGGAAUUUAAAACCUGCUCUACCUGGUUGGUCUGCCUCACAGUGAAGUAGUGACAUCAUGACACUGCUGGAGUUUUUCCAGCCUAGUACCAGGAUGUGAUGGCAAUGUGACAGACUGCUAUUGUCACCGAUCAGAGUCGUAUCCAUCUCUCUAUGUUUCUUUAAUCUUACUUUGAUGUUCAGACAGAAGGAGGAUGACUGCCAGAAAUGUUAAGGUCCAUAUCAUUGCUCACAUCCUUACUUACUUUGCUAUCAGAGUGCUAUUGCUUUCAGAAAAAGUGAGAAUGUGCUUUGAUUUUUUAGUGUCAUUACUUUAGUUAAAAGGUAGCUAACAUGUUGACACAUAAGAAAUUUAUUCUUCUUUCUUCUUUGACCAACAAUUUGCAAGCACAUCACUUUGCUCUAUAUGCUGUGGUCCACUUUUAUUUGAGCCCUGUGAAACCUAACCAAACUACAUGAAAAAAGUAACAAUAUAUCAUGUAUGCAAAUAAGACGAUUAGGUGUGGAAGUGACCUAAGAUUCUAGGAUGGAAGAUCCUUUCUCUUGUUUACCUGCUUUGUUAGUGAUAAUUCAAUGAUAGUCAUGAUGCAGUGAUAACCAUUCUAGAUAGACCAACUCUUUCUGCCUCCUGUCAAAAGAUCUUAUUUGCAUUGCAGUAGUUUACAGCCUUGAUUUGCAUGGCCUCCAUUACAAAUAGUUAUGUUGGCACCAAUCAGAGUCAUUACAUAACACAUAUGCAUGACCAUGACAGGUGCAAAGAGGCUUUAUUUUUUGACCAGUGCUACUAGGCAGCUUUCUGCCUAUUGUGCAGGGUCACUGAACAGCAAAGCAUUCUCAUGUGGAGAUGGACUGCACACCCCUCCGAGCACAGACCUUCAGUGAUUCUGGGCCUUAGUGCUAUCUCAGCCUGGAACUGCACGGUGACAUCAACCAGAGCUCCUUCAAAAAGAGAUGAUCCAUAAUCCAGGUUCAUCAAAUAUCCAUGUACCUGGUGUCAGAGAGCUGCAUGUAACUUCACAUUUUGAUCCCCCAAAUAUUGCUGUAACCACACUGUUCAAUGCUUUCAAUUGCCACAUAGAAAUCAGUAAAACACCAUUGAGUUAUACACACUGCCUACAGAGAGAUCACCAAAGGUCUUUUUGGUCAUGGGGCUGUGAGGAAGGGUUACAUUACCAGUCAUCAGUGACAUUUGAUGAAACAAAAGAAUGGCAUCACUUGGAGUUCAAUUACAUCAGCACACCCUCAACAUAUGGUAGGGCAGAGGUGACUGGAAGCUAUGGUCAAGAAUUUUCUUUAAUCCUAACAUCAUGUCUUCCUCUCAGUAAUUUAUGAUGUCUAAUCUCAAUUCAUUAUUUCUGCAUUCCAGUCAGAGUCAGGCGUCAUUGCUUUGAUCCAGGGGAGAAACAUGGAUGCAAGGUUUUCUUUUUUCUCAGCAUAAAAUACUGUCUCCCAUGCAGCAGGUAACUCAAGGUCAAUGAUAUUUGGUAAUGUUGGCUAAUUAGCAGAGAAGGUUAGCAAAUGUAAAUGCAGCUUUACAUGUUGUAUAUGAUUAAUUAUUUUUCACACUGCUGUUUGAUUGGAUUCCAUUGUUGAAUAUUGUGCUACUUAAAGUGCGUUUUGAGAAUUACCAACUCCUAUCAGUAACAGUGGGGUUGAGAAAUCUGGCUCAUGUUUCCUUCUUGCAAUUCCAGUCUGAAAUUCCUGACUUUCCAACAUCCGUGAAGUAAGUCAGAUUUAAAGCAAACUUUCUCAUCCAGAGUUACCGCACGUCUUUGUGGUGGUUGGUUUGUCUCCUUACACCAACUAGUAAAGCACCAAGUUUGCCUAGCCAGGUUUGUUUUUUUUUUAACCAGAACACACUGAGAAAAUACUUUAAGCAAUAUGGAAGCCUAGUUAAACAUUGACCUGUAUAUGUUCUUGAGGUCAACAUGAGUCUAUAUACUGCCACUCAGGUUCACUGGAGAAAGUAGAUCCCGUUCACCAGAUCUACUUUCUCAUUCAACAACUCAGCUGUCAGCAAAAAAAAAAAAAAAGGAUGAAACUCCUGGAAUCAUGUUUGUAUUUUGUUCACACUUUAUUAUGAACUAUGAUUUUUAGAGCUGUUUUGUGAACACAUAUAGACAGAAUAUAGACUUAUAAUGUUCUGCUAAACUUCCAUAUUGCUUUAAGCAUUAUGAUGCCAAUUUUUCUUGGUAAAACAAGGAGCUGCUCCAGAAACAUUUGGUUUCUGCGAGUGUCAGUUUGUUUGAAGAAUUGUUAAGGCUUUUUUUUCCCCUCUAGAAAUCACAAAGUUGGGCUGUGGAGAAUUAUUAUUGUACAGUGGAAAGUCUUGUUGGUUCUUGAUAAAUUGCCAUAGCUUUUAAUUUUUAAAAGGGUCUAUUUUUUUCUCCCAUGAUAAAUGAAUGCCACAGUGUAUCAGGCUGAUGCUAAUGGUUUGUCUUGUGAGUCAGUGUCAGCUCUUAUACGCGUCAAUACUGACAUGUACAUUGCAAUAAAUUUUUAGUGCAGAUUUAGGACCAGCGGCCAAACCCCUUCACCCAUCUGCUAUGAUUUAAAAAACUGGUAUAAGCUUUCCUACUGAGAGAUGUGUUGUGAAUAUGGGCCAUGGAUUUAGUGGCUUUAUCUGAGCUCAGACUUUGAGGGUUUACAUAGAGAGGUCAGCUGAGGUGCAGUUAUCAGUGCAUUUAUCUGCAACCUUUACUGUUAUUGGCUUAUCUGGAUUCUUCACUAUUAAUAUCUAAAAAAAAAAAAAAAAAAUCUUGUAGUGUCCAUAAUAAUCCAGGUGUUUCUUCGUUGUCUUUUGUCUGAUCAUAACAAAUCAAGGCAUUUCAGGGUACAUGUGAUACAGGCUACAGAGCACCGAAAGAAGAUUUUUUUUUUUUUUCUUUUUUGUUUUUAAAUUGUAAAUAAUUCACACAAAACAGCAGAGGUAUUAAAUCAUGCAAAAUAACAUUCAAGAUUCUACAUGAUAAAUGGAAAUGUUUCAAGAAGUCUGUAGUACAGUGUACAUAUAUUGUUGUUUUUUUAGGCUUUUUUUAUUUAAGUCAAAUAGAAAUUUUAAUUUAAACUUGGUGACAGAAAAUGGGGGGGAUGCCUGUCCUUGCCAUUGUACUGAAUUUGAAUUCUCCCUCUCUAGAAGUGGACUGUUAGGUGAUUCCCCGUUAACCAAUGAAAUGCAUUUAAUAAAUCAUGGAAAGUGUACAACUU
Myripristis murdjan (pinecone soldierfish) is the source of this 6167-nucleotide messenger RNA. RefSeq names its product DnaJ (Hsp40) homolog, subfamily C, member 5 gamma a (gene dnajc5ga). The transcript is spliced from 7 exons. The record is from RefSeq and is a predicted model, not a curated record. Bases 185 to 874 code for a protein of 229 amino acids. Lineage: Eukaryota; Metazoa; Chordata; Actinopteri; Holocentriformes; Holocentridae.